UGAAAUAUUUGUUGCUAUUAUUACGUGUUAAGUGUGAAUAAACAAUAAACCUUGAAAGUCACGGAAGAAUGCAUAUCCUGAAUAAGAAGUUAUAAAGAUUGUUCCAAUUAUCGGAUGCAUGAAGGACAAGAACAAGUAGUGUAGUAAAGGCUUAAGGUGAAAGUGAAGCUGUUUUAAAAGAUCGGUGCCGAUAUUCAGUUAUUCAGUCAGCCCACAAAGUUCCUGCACAGAACUAAUGGAGAAGAACGCCAUUCUACUUCCAAACGGGCAGUUAAUGCCAAUAAUUGGAUUUGGUACAUGGCAGGCAAAUGAAGAAGAAUUGCAGAGUGCAUUGGACAUUGCUUUAGAAGCAGGAUAUAGGCAUAUUGAUACUGCAGCAGCAUAUGAAAAUGAAAAAAUAAUUGGCACUGUUCUUAAAAAAUGGUUUGAUUCUGGAAAAAUUAAACGAUCUGAUAUUUUUGUUGUUACAAAGCUACCUCCUGUAGGAAAUAGACCAGAAGAUGUUGAAAAAUGGAUUAAAAAAUCUUUACAAAAUCUACAAUUAGAAUAUGUAGAUCUUUAUUUAAUUCAUGUUCCAUUUGGUUUUGAGAAAGUUGGAGAACUUUUACAUCCUGUGAAUGAAAAUGGUGAAGUAAGACUUGAUAAUAAUACAGAUCUUGUAAAAAUUUGGGCUGAAAUGGAAAAGCAAGUGGAGAGUGGACGAGCUAAAGCAAUUGGAUUAUCAAAUUUUAAUAUUUCUCAAAUUAAGCGAGUUUUGAAAAACGCAAGAAUAAAGGUAUCGAUGUUACAAAUUGAAUUGCAUGUUUAUAUGCAACAAAAGGAACUGGUAAAAUAUUGUAAAGAGGUAAACAUCCCAAUAACCGCCUAUUCACCACUUGGUGCACGAGGUUUAGUUAGAUUAAUGAAAAAGACGGAAGAAAUCCCAGAUAUGCUACAAAAUGAUGUAGUACUAGAAAUAGCAAAGAAUAACAAAAGAACACCUGCACAAAUUUUAUUACGUUACAUUGUGCAAAAUGGGAUCAUAGUUAUUCCUAAAAGCACAAAUGCCAAACGAAUUAAAGAAAAUAUACAACUAUUCGAUUGGGAACUCAAAGAAGAGGACAUGAAGAGAUUAAAAAAUCUAGAUCUUGGUGAAUCUAGCAGGGUUUGUGAUUUUACUAUAUUUAAGGGAGUUAAUUCUCAUCCUGAGUUCCCUUUCUAAAUCUUAUUUAGGUUCUAAAUAAGUUUAUAUUUUAUACAUAAUGAUGUACGGACUAUGUAUAUACAUUAUGUACAUGUACA
This is a messenger RNA of Eufriesea mexicana, 1281 nucleotides long. RefSeq names its product alcohol dehydrogenase [NADP(+)]. The record is from RefSeq and is a predicted model, not a curated record. The coding region runs from base 236 to 1201 and encodes 321 amino acids. Gene Ontology annotation, molecular function: oxidoreductase activity. Lineage: Eukaryota; Metazoa; Arthropoda; Insecta; Hymenoptera; Apidae. The transcript is spliced from 4 exons.